AUGGGGCUUAAACAAGGUGUUCUUGGUCUUUUGGCGCUGCUUGUGGUUAUUGAUUUCUGCAGUGCAAGUGCAAGUGUAAGGGCUCAGGCCUUUCGUCCCCGUACAAUGACGCAACAGUCUCAACUGAGGGACCAGAAAGCUCCAUAUGGUGCUCCAUUCCAGAUGCCCCAGUUGUCAGCUCCAGGGCAGGCAAAUAUGCCUUUAAGUAUCCAGUCCAAGCAAGUUUUAAAGGGCCCUGUUAUGGAACUAACCUGGAAGUUUCCAACAAUCCCAGAGGAGCCAGCACAGCCAGAUGUUAACUUUCAGUUGCAACGGCCAACUCCUGCUCGCAGUGUGGCAGCCCAAUGUUUGGAGGACCUUGUGCAUGUGGAAGUGAAGCAAGACUUGUCUGGUACUGGCCAGCUGAUUGAGCCCUCUAUUCUGUCUCUAGGAGGCUGUGGUGUAGUGAAUGUAGAUGCAGCUGCCCAAGUCCUGAUCUAUCAGUCCAAACUUCAGGAUUGUGGCAGUCAGCUUGUGGCAACUGAGGAUGAGCUUGUUUACAUCUUUACCCUUGAUUAUAGGCCUCCAGCACUACAGAGCACUCCCAUUGUAAGGACCAGUGGUGCUACAAUUGGUAUUGAAUGCCACUACCCCAGGAGCCAAAAUGUGAGCAGUAAUAUCCUGAGUCCAUUUUGGCUUCCGUACACUGACACUAAAGUUGCAGAGAACAUCCUGGUCUUCUCCCUGAAGCUCAUGACUGCUGACUGGAUGUAUGAGAGGCCUUCAAGUGUCUUCUUUCUGGGGGAUGUCUUUAAUAUUGAGGCAUCUGUGAUUCGGUACAACCACUUGCCAAUUUGUGUUUUUGUGGACCGCUGUGUGGCAACUGCAAGUCCUGAUGUGAACUCUGCCCCUAGUUAUUCUUUCAUUGAGAACCAUGGCUGCUUUACUGAUGCAAAGUAUACAGGCUCCAUCUCCAGUUUUCUGGCCCGGGUGCAAGAUAAGCUGCAAUUUCAACUGGAGGCCUUCAGAUUCCAGCAGCAAAGCAUUGGUUUUCUUUAUAUCACUUGCCUUCUGAAAGCAAGUACAGAUUUGUCUGCUGUUAAUGAGGAGCAUAAGGCAUGUUCUUUCAAAGCAAAUGGAUGGGCCUCUUCAGAUGGAAGCGACCAGGUGUGUGGCUGCUGUGAAAUGAGCUGUGGAUUAGGGGCUGGUAGCGUGUUGCCCCCAGUAGUCCCAGGUUUCCAGUGGGAGGGUAAAGCCCAAGUUGGCCCUCUCCAGGUCUGGGAUGGCAGACAUAAUGUGUGA
Myxocyprinus asiaticus (Chinese sucker) is the source of this 1281-nucleotide messenger RNA. RefSeq names its product zona pellucida glycoprotein 3a, tandem duplicate 2 (gene zp3a.2). Bases 1 to 1281 code for a protein of 426 amino acids. NCBI's taxonomy places the organism in Eukaryota, Metazoa, Chordata, Actinopteri, Cypriniformes, Catostomidae. The transcript has 8 exons. Gene Ontology annotation, molecular function: acrosin binding. Gene Ontology annotation, cellular component: extracellular matrix. The record is from RefSeq and is a predicted model, not a curated record. Gene Ontology annotation, biological process: binding of sperm to zona pellucida; egg coat formation; positive regulation of acrosome reaction.